AUGGCAGCCGACAGGGAUUUGAGAACCGCUGUGGAAAAUGUUAUCCUUGCUCUUCAAGGACUGCCCGGAUGGCAGAGUCGCCGAAUUGCCGUGGUAGGUGGUGUAUGCGUCAAACAUCAUGUCCAUCCGGAACCGCGCGAAACCAAUGACCUUGAUCUGAUGAUCGAAAGUCCGAUUGAUACCUCCGAGGUAAAAUCUGCCUUGGUGGCAGCAUCCCCCCACCAGUUCGAAAUGGCCGCGGACGUGUUCUUGUUCAAAGUCGGGACAAGGAGGAUCCAGGUGGACAUCAUGUCACAGCUAUUCAUCUUUCCCUGGAACCAGCACGAGGACACUUUCGACGAACACAGAUUCCCCCCGCAGGCUAUCUCUAUCAACAUGGUCCAAAUCAACAGGCUGCCUUUUCUGUCACUCCAGGAUAUGGUCGCAAUCAAGGCCUACUCCUGCGGGACACGCAUGACAAUUGCGAAAAAUGUCCGAGAUGCGAACGACUGCUGGGAAUUGGCGAUGAGGCUGCCGCAGGGCGUCAUAUGGGAUAUAUGGCACCUAGAGACAUUUGCGAAUGGUAUUUUCUACCUUUCCGAAUACUCGAAACACCAUUACAGAAACGUAGACGCCUGGGCGAUAGUCUUGCAACUGCCUAUUGUUCUAUCCUGA
This is a messenger RNA of Aspergillus steynii IBT 23096, 654 nucleotides long. RefSeq lists its product as uncharacterized. The record is from RefSeq and is a predicted model, not a curated record. The coding region runs from base 1 to 654 and encodes 217 amino acids. The transcript has 2 exons. NCBI's taxonomy places the organism in Eukaryota, Fungi, Ascomycota, Eurotiomycetes, Eurotiales, Aspergillaceae.